ACAUUUCACAAAAGUAAAACGUUAAACAACGUUUAUUGCGUAGUAUACAACAAUAAUGUACAUUUAUAUGUCAUAUAUGCAUUUUGUGUAUAGAUAACAGCAAAGAGAAAAUUUUGUAUUCUAAUAGUAUUGUAGUUUAUAAUUUUAUAUUUAAUAAAAUAACGUAAAAACAUUUGUUAAGUGUUACAGUAAAAUAUAAUGUAAUGAAAACAAAAUAUUAUGAUACAGGUAUAUUAUAAAAAAAAUAUAUUAACAAGAUGGCAGAGAAAACAACAGUGGGAGGCAUUCCGAUUGAAUGUUUAACUGGAGAACCUGCAAUUAUUUGGUCUGGUUGGCGUAUAUUAGGGGACAGAGAACUUGUUAGAGAAGCCUCUGCAAAGGGCACUCACAUUAAUCUUGCUUAUAAAUGUCUAGCUUAUAGAAGGAGAUGUUCUAUCGAAGAUGCUCAGCAUUAUUUCAACAAAGAAGUUGAAACUUGGAUUAUAGAACUUCUAAAGAAACAUCAAAUUUACAGGGCCUCUCAUGUUUUAAAUAAUAUGGACAAAAAUCCAGUAGAAUAUAUAUUCAAAGUUUGUGUAAAUUGCAAGGAUUUUACAUUAAGAAAUUAUUUAUCAGAAUAUCUAAUAAGUGUUGCACACUUUGAAAAUGAAUACAUAGAUUCAUGGAAUAUAAUAAAAAGUAUUGUAAAAUUUGAACAAAAAUAUAUGGUUGAAGAUGGCUUGAGCUCUUCUUUAUGUAUAGAGGAUAUUAUAAAAUUACCAGAAGAUAUAAAACAAGCAUUAUGUACUGAAUUAUAUUUUUCUAUAACUGAACAAUCUCUUUCAAAAAAUAUAACUAAUACUAUGCUAUGGGAUUAUUUACUGUCAAAUAAUAAAAUUGAAUUAAUGAGAUUUUGGAUUGACAUUUACUAUGGCAGUGAUACAAUAGAAGAAGUAAACGAAGUUAAUGAAGAAUACAAGUCGUUAUUUCAUACUUUGGAUAUAGUACCAGAUAUGAUUGAAGCUAUUGAUUCUUCAGAUGCCAGUACUCUUAUAAAAGAUCUAGCUAAAAAUCAUUUAUGUAGGUAUGGCGUAUUUGUAGAGAGAGAACAACAUGAUGUAAAAUUAUUACUAGCACGUAUAUUUUCCAGUACAAUGACAAUAUCAAAAUUCAAUACAAUAUUAUCGUAUAAAUCUUGUAAUAUUAAUAAAACUGAAUUUAUGAAAAAAAUUGACAAGGAAUUGUGUCUUGCACAUUGCUUGAAUGAAACAAGUACUCAGGAAGAUGAAACCAAAAUCAUUGAAUUGUAUGAUGUAUUGACAAAAAUGUGUGAAAAUCAAGAACCGUUACAAGAUAUAUUAACAGAAGGAAUUUUUAAAACAAUUUACUAUCUUUCUGAUGAUGUAACCGAAUAUUUGAAGCAAAAUUAUUUAAUAGUUUUAGUAUUGAUAUUUUCAUACCAGGCUAGAGAAAGUACCAUAUGCAAUCAAGAUAAAGACACAGUACUAAAAGAAAUUACUCUAAAAAAUAUAUUUACAAGUAAAAAUUCUCUGCAAUUAUGCAACUAUGAUAUUUCGAAUGAAAUUCUUCAGAAUACGUUAAAACAAGUGCCAAUUCUUGAAUCCAUCAUAAAAAAAGAACCAAAGAACAAAGUUACAAUGUAUGAAUUAUUAGAUGGUUACAAAAAUUUGAACGUUAAACAAUUAUAUAAGUGGCGUUUUAAUAAUGAACCAAUGCCUCAUUUUUCUAAUGAAACUCUUGUUAAAAAAUAUGGAUAUACAGAAGAUUUAACAUAUAAAUACUAUUUGAAAGAAGCCCGUCCUAAUAUGGCUAUAUUUAGCUUAAAACAUUCCCAAGGAAAACUAAUUGGAAAUAUUUCUUCUAGAAGGAAAUAUAAAGCGGCUCUGUACGCGCAUAAUCUUGCCUUACGAAAUUUAGAGAAACCCGAAAUUUUACAUACUUGUAUUUCUUUCAUGGAAAUAUUAGGUAUUGAUUCAGAAAAUUUAAGGCUGCAUAUAACCGUGGCAAAUUACAUUUAUAAACAGAUUAAUAUUCUUAUUGGAAAUUUGCUAGAAAAUAUAAUAUACAAAAAUGAAAAUGAUUUAAAGACUGUAAUGUCUUAUCUUGAAAGUAGUUUUCAAACAAGUUGUACUGAAAGUUCAAUUAAUGAUAGUCAAGAGUUCAUAAAUGUAUUAAAAAUAUGGGAUGUUAUUGUACGAUUUGCAGCAGCACACAACUUUGCUUUCCCAAUCAGCUUUUUAAAAUUUUUAGCAAGUAAAAAUUACUGGUUUGAAUUUGUAUUAGUUUGUCACAUCUUUAAUUAUCCCCUAAACCAGAUAUUAGAAAAUAUAGAACAUUUUGAAGACACAAUUCUCAAAGAACAUUUAUUAACUUGUUUGAGUAAUAUUCAACUCACUAAAUCUCAAUUAGCUGUAUGUAAUGAACAAAAGAUAAAAUCACGAGAUGUUAGACAAUCACUAUAUUACAAAAUUGGAGUUAAACAAAGUGGAUCACCCAGUUAUGAUUCAUCAGUCACAGCAGAUUUAGCAAGCACUUAUGAUUCUCAUAAUAUAAAUGAAUAUAUUGUAAAUGAUAACAUUUGUUCUCCAAAUGAUGAUUUGUGGUUGAUUAUAUUGAAAUGUCAUCAAAGCCCAGAUCCACCUGGUGCUUUAAUCAAUUCAUCCCAGUUAACUUCAAAGCCUUUCCUUGUAGUUUUAGCAUCCUGUUAUGAGCCAUCUUCAAUUGCAACAUAUUGUUAUUCAUGGAUGGUAAUAUCUACCACAGAUAAAGAAAUUCUUUCUAAUUAUAAAGAAUGUUUAGAACAACAAGUAUGGACAGCUAACCAAGUUUAUAACUUAUUGGAUCAAAUGGUAACAUAUGGAUAUAUUACUAUCGUUAGUAAAGCUUACAAAAUUUUUAUGCCUGAAAGUCUCUUCAAUUUAUUUUUUGACUUUCUCAUAGAAUGUGUAAUUUAUGGUGAUUUUAAAAGCUGCCAACAAAAAUUAUUGGAUUUUAAAGCACAAUGUGUAGAUCUCAAAUGUAAUGAAGCUAUAGAUUGGAAUUGCUCAGAUACCACAUACUUGAAUAAUUUAUACUGGAUUGCAAUUGUUACAAUUAAAUGCCUUAUUGCAACACUCGCUCAUGGUCUAAGAAGUACACAUCUCCAAAUAAAAUUUCUCGAAAUUUUGAUAAAAUGUAACUUUUAUAAGAAUUUUCCAGGUUUCGUUCCAAUCUUUCCAUUUUUGCUACAAGUUAUAAAAAUUCUUCAAAAAACAAAUGUUACAUUAGAUUUUGCGGCAUUUACAGUAUCAGACAAUGUAUAUAAUUUUGAUACAGAAAUUCAUAGAUGCAUUAAUGAUUUAAUAAGAACUGAAGAUUAUACUAGCGCAUUAAAAUUAUCAAAUGUAGCGGGAUUUAAUUCGUCUGAAAUAAUCUUAGCUCAGUGCCGAAGUAAAUUUAAAUAUCAUAUACAAAAAAAUGAGAAAAUUGAAGAUAAUUUUUGGAACGAGUGUGCAUUAAAUUUUAAAAAAUACAACAUUUCAUAUGAAAAAGCAGCAGAAUUUUUUGUUGAGCAUGCUGAAAAAGUUACUUCUCAUAAAGAAAGAUAUGAAAUAUUAAAACUAGCUUUUGAAACCUUGAAGAAUAUUGAAACAGAGCAACAAGAUGUUGAUGUUCUUGAAACAGCAAUGUGGAAAUCAUGUAUGUUAGCAGGUCCUGAAAAUGUGCAAUUAGAUGAUGGACCUUAUAUCUUCAAUAAACUAAAAACAGAAUUGUUAUCAGGAUUAAAUGAAUUGAAAUUUGGCUAUACCUUAAGUAACAUACAAGAGAAAAAUGCAAUUGAAAGUUUAAUUAAUACAUUAAUUGACUUAGGUAAACUGGAUACAGCAUUAAGAAUAAGUACAAUUUUUAAUUACAAACAUAAGGAUUUACAAAUUCUGAUGUUAUGUUUGAGUUUAGCAGAAGGAGAAAUUUCACCAAAUGAUUUAAAUAUUGAACAACAAAGUCUUCUGAAAGAAGUAAAUAAGAAUAAGCAACAAAAAUACAAUGCCUUAAAGAAUCGUGGUUUACAAAGAUUUUCUUCAGCUUCUUCAUUGAUCACUUCAAUCAGUACUGAAAUGAAUAAACUAAAACAUGAAGAUGUUCAUGGAAUACAAAUGGAGUGUUUAUCAAUUUUAGAAAAAUUACUUAAUAUCCUAGAACAUGGAGUAGACAUAUGUCUUCGCAUUGUAUUAUGUUAUAAAUUAGCCAUGCAACUGGAGAAAAGUUAUCAGUUCUUGUUAAUGUUAAACAAUCCAAUUGAAUUUUUACAAGAAAUUACAGAAAGUGAUAAUAUUAGAAAUAAAUCUGAAAUUAUUAAUGAUAUAGUUAUUGCAUAUAAAAUAAACAAUGAUAAUGUUGCAACAUUUUUGGCUGAAAAUAUCACUCUAAAUAUUAACCGUGCGGUAGAAGGUGGAUAUGAAAAUAACGUUUUCUUGUGGGGAUAUUCCUUAAAUACAAAUUUUCGUGUUAUUAUGGAACUAUGCAAUGAUGUCUCACUCCUUGGUUGGAAACUCUUAAAAACGGCAAAUAAAUUGCUUGGACAUUCUCAUGGCGAAAAAACAAGCGCAUUUACUCUGAAGACAAUUGCAGAAUUAUUAAUACGUGCUCAUGAUUGUUUUACAACUUCCUGCAAUAUGGAAGGGAUAGCAUCAGUAUUAUGUAAAUGUCAAAUUUUCGCAAAUGUUUUGCAGAAUCUUAAGUAUUGGACAUUACUAGUACGUCUUGUAACAGGUGUUGGUCGUUUCACAGAAAUGAAUUAUGUAUUUCAAAUUUUAAAAGAAAAUGAUCAGUUUGAAUUUUUACUUGGAAAAGGAUUAAAUAAGGUAAUAGGGCUAGAAACAGCAAUUUUGGAAUUCUUGAAGCGUCAUUGUCCUGAAAAUAAAGAACUUUUUACUCUGGUAGCUUUACAUUUCCAAUUAUAUCAUGAACUAGCGCAUAUGUGGAAAAAUGAAGCGAAAGAUAUAAUUAAUACAAUAAUAUCAGAUGCUACAAAAGAUCUUAUGAAAUUGCAAAAUACUGUUCAACAUGAAAAAAAAUUCAUCAAAACUGAAAAUAUUUUGAAACAGUUACACUUAGCUGUUACUAAUUAUACUCACGCAACAGAAUACUAUUUACAGGCUAAUAAAUUAAAUCUUGCUAAUCAAUGUUCCGAUCAAGUACAAUUAGUUGCUCUCCAACUUUCACUUUUUAAUACUGUGUCUUAUAAUCAACAAGUAAUCUGUAUACUUAAUUUAAAACCUGGAGAUAUUGAUAAAGUAUUAUGUCAUAACUUAAGCUUCUCUCAAGCUUUUAUUGUCAUUCAUGCGUAUAAUCAUCACGUAGAUUGGGCUAAUCUGAUUUAUAGCCAUUGUAUAUUAAAUGGAGAAAAAAAAUAUUUGAAAGAUUUUAUAGCAGCAAAUAAGCUCACCCCUGGUCUUGUAAGAAACUGUGUACGAAGGUACAGACUGGAAAAAAGCAUUACUCAUACUAUGACAGAUAACAUGAAAAUAUUAAUUUCUGAAUUAUCAGAUGUGGAGUGUAAAUAUGUAUUAGCCAGUCAACUGGGAUUUAAAGAUAUUGUAGAAACGAUGCUCAAUAAUCCUAUGAUAGGUGCAUAUCUAAAAGACACUGUAUGGAAAAAAGGAUAUAAUGCUAUUUAAAUAUUUUCUUUAAACUAUACAUUUCCUAUAAACAUUCAUAAAUGUUGUAACAUCCAAAGUGUAUAUGUAUGUUUUUAUUACUGUUUUUGAAUAAAUAGAUAUGUUUUUAUAUAUUUA
Molecule: messenger RNA, 5774 nt
Organism: Bombus terrestris (buff-tailed bumblebee)
Lineage: Eukaryota; Metazoa; Arthropoda; Insecta; Hymenoptera; Apidae
Gene: SPG11
Product: spatacsin
Exons: 23
Coding region: 258-5657 (1799 amino acids)
Biological process (GO): axo-dendritic transport; synaptic vesicle transport; axon extension
Cellular component (GO): dendrite; synapse; axon
Source: RefSeq, a predicted model, not a curated record